AUGAUCCGAGUCAAGGAUCCGGAUGCAUCACUUAAAUUCUACCAAGAAGUUCUAGGAAUGAACAAUUGGGGUACAGAAAAAGAUUCUGAUUUUCAAUAUCAUGAUGGUAAUAAAGAACCUCGUGGAUUUGGUCAUCUUGCAAUCAGUGUUGACAACAUCGAGGCUGCUUGUGCCAGGUUUGAAGAAUUAGGUGUCAAGUUUAUCAAAAAGUUAAAGGAUG
This is a messenger RNA of Racocetra fulgida, 220 nucleotides long. The record is from the annotation of a GenBank genome assembly. NCBI's taxonomy places the organism in Eukaryota, Fungi, Glomeromycota, Glomeromycetes, Diversisporales, Gigasporaceae.